Messenger RNA from Vigna unguiculata (cowpea), 1703 nucleotides. RefSeq names its product cyclic phosphodiesterase-like. The record is from RefSeq and is a predicted model, not a curated record. NCBI's taxonomy places the organism in Eukaryota, Viridiplantae, Streptophyta, Magnoliopsida, Fabales, Fabaceae. Gene Ontology annotation, biological process: cyclic nucleotide metabolic process. Gene Ontology annotation, molecular function: 2',3'-cyclic-nucleotide 3'-phosphodiesterase activity.
CAAGAGAUGAGAAUCCAAAAUAUGAGAAUCGCAGUUUGUGUUAUUUUAGUGUCUAUAAUUUAUAUAUUAUUAACACAACUUGUAAAUCUAAAUCUACCAACCCUAAAUCUAAAUCCCAAUCAAUUUCCUCAAAUUUCAUUCAAUUCAAUUUCGAUUAUGGCAAGCGAAGCCGUGUACUCGGUGUGGGCAAUUCCACCGGAAGACGUCGACGUCAGAUGCGCCAACCUCAUGACGGCCCUCCGAUCCGACUUCGGCGGACCCCACUUCCAACCCCAUAUAACGCUCGUUGGAGCCAUCAAACUCACCGCCGACGACGCCCUCGCCAAGCUCCGAUCAGCCUGCCAAGCCCUCAGGCCCUUCAACGUCACCGUCGAUCGCGUCGCCACCGGCACCUUCUUCUACCAGUGCGUCUAUCUCCUCCUUCGCCCCGACUCUCACCUCCUCGAAACCGGCGCUCACUGCUGGACGCACUUCGGCUACGCCAGCUCCACUCCUUACAUGCCGCACUUGAGUCUUCUCUACGCAGAUUUGAGCGAUGAGGAGAAGCAAAAGGCUCAAGAGAGGGUUAAUGCCAUUGAUAACGCACUCGCUGGGUUGACCUUUCAGAUAACUCGUAUCGCCUUGUACAAAACCGACACCGAAGACAAAACGCUCAAAUCUUGGGAGAAAAUUGCUGAAUGCACUCUCACUCCAAAUUAGCCUCUGAACUUCAAUGCCAGUUCUUCUUCUUGUUUCUUCAUUUCCGCUUUAUUCCCUCGUUCUUAUGCUGCCUGCUUUGCAAUUUCCAUAUUCUAUACAUAAUAGUGAAGGCACUGAUGCUUCAAAUAUUUAUCGUAUUCAGCAAUUCACGAGUCUAAAAUAACAAAACUAUAAAUGUGAAGCCAUUAAUCUGCAUAAGUUUUUCCGUGGCAACAUCAUUCACCCUUCUUCUAAGAUUGUUUCUUCACCCGAUUCCUCUGAACUAGCUUGAUAACUAUUACAUUAAGUUUUGUUGUAACAUGAGAAAAUGUGCGGAACACAAUCUUUCGUGUUCUAUUUCAACCUGGUCUUUUUAUUGUUCACAUUCAUGUAAGUCUACCCAAAUAUAUACAUCUCAUUUCGUAUUUGGUUGUUCUCAUUCUCAAACUAUCGAGACCCAAGUUAAAGUACGCUACUAGUUCGAGUUUGUAUAUGCCAAGAGCCUUAAUGUAAGUAACACCAGGUCUCUUUAGGUACUGCUAGAUACACCAAUGGGUAUUCCAGAUAAUACCCCAAGGGCAGGACUAAUAGAAGAGAAAAAAAUGUUUCCAUGAGAUGUUUUUGUCUGAAGGAAAACUAGUAAACCUGUAUUGUACUGAAAUUCUCUUUUAAAGGUGCCAGUAUGGAUCAGAUGAAGAGGAAGUCGCAGAGGAAGAGGAAGAACAGAGACAGAGGUGUUGCAGUGAUGUUUGAUGGGGGGUAAAGCUCCGAAUGUGAGUCAAUCUGGUUUAUGAUUCAUGGUUUGGUUUUAGAACGCUAAUUUAUGAGCUCAUUCCUAACACAGUCUUAUAUGUGCAUACAACCAGGGUGUCAUGAAGUACUUACUACUGAGCAGUCGUUCUUAUGGACGAGUCAAAGCUCAAAACAGAGUAAAGCUACUCUCAAAAUAUUUCUUUUGGCAUAUGCAUGUAAAAACUUUUGCAUGUUUUUAUUAAAUGAUUCAAGCGGAAGAGUAGAGAUGGAUU